Motacilla alba alba is the source of this 4234-nucleotide messenger RNA. RefSeq names its product neuropeptide FF receptor 2 (gene NPFFR2). Gene Ontology annotation, cellular component: membrane. Gene Ontology annotation, biological process: regulation of cAMP-dependent protein kinase activity; regulation of MAPK cascade; regulation of adenylate cyclase activity. Bases 2265 to 3482 code for a protein of 405 amino acids. Lineage: Eukaryota; Metazoa; Chordata; Aves; Passeriformes; Motacillidae. The transcript is spliced from 7 exons. Gene Ontology annotation, molecular function: peptide binding; neuropeptide receptor activity; opioid receptor binding. The record is from RefSeq and is a predicted model, not a curated record.
CAGGAUCCAGCCCCACGGUGCUGCACAGGGAGCUCACCUGUUCUGCCCUUGGGCCAGGCAGGCUGCUCUGCCCGGUUUCUAGUGAAUAAUGCAACAUUCUGCAUGCCAGGAGCUUGGGUGGGGGGUAAAAUGCUUUAUAUUGUGACAGGCUGGAAGUCACGAUGCCCUGUGAGACCAGGUUGUCUGCUCUCAUGACUGCCUCACACAAGGCAGUGGCACUUCUGUGCCAAAAGAGAUGGAAAUCAAACAAUUCCGUGGCUGUGGCUGGUGCGAAGAACCCUUGUGGUGUGCUCUGAGCAGUGGGAUUGGCUUGGGUUUUCCUGGUCUUUCACUUGGCAGUGAUUACAGGAUCUGCUGUGCCCCCCAUUUUGGGGGGGGGACACAAACUACCUGCGGGCAGAGCUGUCUCCUGUCCCUGGUGAAUUAGCCCUGCCUGGCUGACGGGCUCCUAAAACACUUCUUUUGUUUGCCAAUUCCAUCCUCCGCUCAGACUAUCUCAUGAUUGUCCCACUUUCCAGGGUUGGGGUUUAUUUUUACCUCUUUCUACCUGCUCCCCAAUUACUCUGCUCAGUUUCAGCCCCAAACGACAGGGCUGUCAGGGAGUGACUCAUGAGCAGAGGCUGAGCUGAAAGGUGCAAUUCAGGAGGCUCAUUUGUCCCAUUUGUGGGGAAUUUAGUGCUGCCAAGAGCCCGGCAGGGAUCAUUGAUUUAGCUCUUCCGAUGGACUAAACCCCAGCACUCACUGCUGAGCUGCUGGAGCACCUCUCCAGGGAAAAAGCUGUGGCCAGGCCAGAUAUUUGGUGGGGUCUCUUCCCAGUUUCCAGUGAUGGAUGGGAAACUGCUCCUUGGAGACUGGAUCCCGGGAGAACUCGAGUGAUUUCCUACUGAAAGCUUUGAAAACAGGGACUUGCUUCCAAGGUAAGGCAGCUAAAAUCUUAUUGCUUGCCAGGCUUCUCAAUAAAGGGGUGGCAUAAGUGUGCCUGGGCGUGGAAAUCUUACUUUAACCUGAUUUCACGGAGCAGUUGGCUGAGAUUUUAGUUUAGAUUUAAAACAGCCUGUGACACAUCAAAUAAAUAAAAAAAAUACUUAGAAGCUUAAACAUUGUCUAAGCAUGAAGUAAAAAAAAAAUAAAAUUAUAAUGACGAGGAACAGGUAAGCAGCCUUGGCUCUAAUGAUGCAGGGUGGAAAUUAUAUAUAAAUAUACUUAUAUAUAUAUAAAAAUACAGAGCCAUAACCAACUUGCUGUGGAUGCCUCACCUGCUGUUUGCAUCUCGUGAUUUACAUCUACAAUUUGGCUUUGGAGUGAAAUGUUUUCUAUCUUCUAAAUGUUUUCUCUUCCCAGCUCAGGUGGAUGAGUAAUCUGCAGCUAAGUCGGGUGUUUAUUCCAGUCAUCCUGCUGAUAGCCUCGUUCUCCAGCAUUUGAAGUUUGCCAUCUUUUAAAAAGAAAUACCUCUUCUGAAAAGAAAUACCUACAAACUAUUUUCUUUGGCCCCAGCUCAGACUACGCAGAUAAAUGACUCUGAGGGGAGGAUAAGCAGUUUAAGCCCAUGGAGAGGGAGAUGUGUGUGCAGCUCUGAGACUGGCACAUCUGCCUGGGAUUGCCCAAUUCAAAACGAGAAAUUUACUUCUCAAGCUCCUUUCUCCCUGCUGAAAGCCUACUGGGAUAUUUGGGCUUAUUGGGAGAUGAACCACUCUGAGCCUCAGAGCAUUCUGUGAGGGUACUCCACACAUAGAAAUGAAGACGUCAAGAUGACAAAUCCAGCGGGUUGUGCACAGGGGUGAAGCAGUGCUGGGAUUUCUUCCACGUGCCCAACGUGAAAAUAACGGCAUCCCUUCACCAUGGCUUGGAACUGCUGCUCUAACGAGGGAAAACUGAAUUUCUCUACCCACAGGUACAGGAUGGUCCUGGCCAGGCUGUGAGAUGUUAUGCUGUGUGUCUGUCUGUGGAGGCCGUGUCUGGGAUUCCAGCAGGGAAUGAGCCCCCUGUGUUUGGGAAUCCACUGUGGGUUGGGGCAGGUUUGCACUCAGGGAGCCUCCCACGUUAUUCCUGUGCAGAUCUUCUCUGGUGUAUUAAAUGAAGAAGGGAGGCCUUGCUCUUAUCAAGUUGCCACGUGGAAGCAAAUUACUGUCGUUCAUCAUCUUGUAACAAUUAGUGUGAUAAGGGACAGCCCUGUCAUGGCAUGACCAAGAACUUGUGCCUCAGAGCAUCAGAGACCCCUGGAAAAGCCAAACUCCAGCAGGGCACGUUGGAACACAAGGGGGAGAAUGGACUCAAACUCUUCACGGGAUUGGCCUCACUUGGAUUUGCCGAAUUACAACGGGACGUACAAGUACCUUUACUUGGAAGGAAAUGUCUCCUACGUGGACUUCUACCUCCACCAGCCUUGGGUGGCUGCUGUCUUCAUCACCUCCUACCUCCUCAUCUUCCUCCUCUGCAUGGUGGGCAACGGGGGGGUUUGUUUCAUCGUCCUGUGGAGCAAGCACAUGCGCACGGUCACCAACCUGUUCAUCCUGAACCUGGCCGUCAGUGACUUGCUGGUGGGGCUCUUCUGCAUGCCCACCACCCUCCUGGACAACAUCAUUGCAGGGUGGCCCUUUGGGAGCCUGGUGUGCAAGAUGAAUGGGAUGGUCCAAGGCAUCUCUGUUUCUGCCUCUGUCUUCACUCUGGUUGCUAUUGCCAUGGACAGGUUCCGGUGCAUCGUGCAUCCCUUCAAGCAGAAGCUGACCGUCCCCGCCGCCGUGGCCACCAUCGCGGUCAUCUGGGCGCUGGCCGUGGCCAUCAUGUGUCCCUCGGCCGUGCUGCUGCAGGUGCGGGAGGAGAAGCGCUUCCGGCUGCUCCUGGGCGCGGGCAACGCCACGCGCCCGGUGUUCUGGUGCCGGGAGGAAUGGCCGGAGCCGGCCAUGAGGAAGAUCUACACCACGGUUCUCUUUGCCAACAUCUACCUGGCUCCGCUGUCGCUCAUCGUGCUCAUGUACGCCAGGAUCGGCCUCUCCCUCUCCCACGCCGCCGCGCCUGGGGCGGGGAAGCGCGGCCGGGAGCAGCGGCACGGCGCGUGGAAGAGGAAGCGCAAAGCCAUCCAGAUGCUCGUCCUCGUCACCUUGCUUUUCGCCCUGUCCUGGCUUCCCCUGUGGACCCUGAUGCUGCUGUCGGACUACGCCAGCCUGUCGGACCUCCAGCUGCAGCUGAUCAACAUCUACAUCUAUCCCUUGGCCCACUGGCUGGCCUUCUUCAACAGCAGCGUCAACCCCAUCAUCUACGGCUUCUGCAACGAGAACUUCCGCCGGGGCUUCCAGGCCGUGCUCAAGCUCCAGCUCUGCUCCAGCGCGGCCACUUCCCAGGCAGCCUCAGGCGCCGCCGUCCUGCCCGCUGCCCCCUGCCAGCUGCCCCAGCAUCCCGCUCCCCAGACAGCUAAGAGAGGAAACUGGGUGAAUAAGGAGCAGGAUUUGCUCAUGGAGGAGCUCAAGGGCAAUGGGACGGAGUGAAAGGCGCUCUGACUCUGCCGAUCUCUCGGAGCAGCUGGAACAGGGCUGCUUGAACCCUGUUUGUGGUCACAUUUCAUUCCUGUGAGGAAUCCCUUGUCCCAUAACAUGCUGGCACGGUCUGGCGCCCAGCAGUCCCUGGACUUUCUCAUGGUUGUGCUUCUCAGACAUUGUGAACACUGGGUCCUGCUCCAACGACAAAAUUUAACCUUUUCCCUCACCUUCCAUUUAUUCCCCUUUGUUGCAGUUAUUUCUGUCCCGUCCAUUGUUGUUGCAGCUAGAGAAACAAGGGGAAAUGGGAAUUUGAGAAAUAAAGGAAAAAAAAAUGGGUUUGCGCGGUGUGUUUUUUGGGGAGCUCGAUUUUGCAGGGGGUAGGAGUCACCCAAAGAGGCUGAAAUUUCACUAUGAGCAGGAGAGAAAACACUUGAGAGCCCUUUGGAUCAGGCAAACCUCAGCAGGGACAAGAGUGACACCGGAGGAAUGGUGAGGAAUGGGAUUUGUGCAAGGACCAGCACAGGACCACAGAGCACUAUGGCUUAUUCUGUAAGGCCCUACAGGAGCCAAAGCCCAGGUAAAGCCAUUCCCCAGGGCAGUCCUCCCUCAGAUAAAUAGGAGUGACUUCCACAUUGUGACAUUCCCUGCUGUUCACUGUCUCAGUGAUCAUUCUCUUCCCGACACAUUACCUAAAUUUUACCCUCAAACCUUUGCUUCCAUGUGCGCUACUCAGUUCACCUCAAAAUGUUCAUUUUCCACAC